CCUUGCUUUGGGGUGCUGAAUGAAAUAAGCGGAAGAGCCGACAGACGGAAGUGGUCUGUCAGGGAAGAACAUUUUGCAGAAUUAGACACAAAGAAGCUAAAACAAUUUUAUAUUUCGAUUUAAACGUAUUCCCCAGUCCAUACCAGUGUCCGCUGCAAUGAUUCUGCUAGAAAUCAACAACCGGAUUAUAGAAGAGACGCUGACGUUGAAAUUUGACGGCGCAUCCAAUGGGACUAAACCAGAGGCAGUGGAGGUGACAUUUGCAGAUUUCGAUGGUGUCCUCUACCACAUCUCCAACCCCGAUGGGGACAAGACCAAGCUGAUGGUCAGCAUCUCCCUCAAGUUCUACAAGGAGCUGCAGGAGCACGGAGCUGAUGAGCUGCUGAAGCGGGUCUAUGGGAACUUCCUGGUUUCACCCGAGGCAUGCUACAACGUGUCCCUGCUCUUUGACCUGGAUGCGGUCCCGACCAACAAGGAGGAGGUGAUCCACCAGGCGGGCAUGCUGAAGAGGAACUGCUUCGCCUCGGUGUUCGAGAAGUACUUCAAGUUCCAGGAGGAGGGCAAGGAGGGAGAGAAGAGGGCUGUGGUCCACUACAGAGACGAUGAGUCCAUGUAUCUGGAGGCCAAGAAGGACAGAGUGACGGUGGUGUUCAGCACAGUGUUCAAAGACGACGAUGACGUCAUCCUUGGGAAAGUGUUCAUGCAGGAGUUUAAGGAGGGUCGGCGAGCCAGUCACACAGCCCCCCAGGUUCUGUUCAGCCACCGGGAGCCGCCCCUGGAGCUGAAGGACACUGACGCUGCCGUCGGAGACAACAUCGGAUACAUCACCUUCGUCCUGUUCCCACGUCACACCAAUGCCAACGCCAGAGACAACACCAUCAACCUCAUCCACACCUUCAGGGACUACCUGCACUACCACAUAAAGUGCUCCAAGGCCUACAUCCACACACGUAUGAGGGCUAAGACUUCUGACUUCCUCAAGGUGUUGAACAGGGCACGACCCGACGCUGAGAAGAAGGAGAUGAAGACCAUGUCGGGCAAGACGUUUUCCCGCUGAGGCUGGUCCACACGCGCACUCUGACCCCUAGACACGCCCAAUCGCGCCACACCAAGAAUCGACGCCACAUUGGACAGAAUCACAGGCCCCACCCCGCCCCUAAAGCCCUGCCCAGCGCGUGUCCAUCCUGUGUCUUUUUAAAAUAAAGUUGGCUCCUCUUUGAAUAAAGUUGUCUCUUCUUAGGGAAAUCCAGGCUUAAAAGAAUAAAAAGGGCAUUCCUUGCUUUG
Molecule: messenger RNA, 1284 nt
Organism: Coregonus clupeaformis (lake whitefish)
Lineage: Eukaryota; Metazoa; Chordata; Actinopteri; Salmoniformes; Salmonidae
Gene: arpc2
Product: actin related protein 2/3 complex, subunit 2
Exons: 10
Coding region: 158-1057 (299 amino acids)
Biological process (GO): actin filament polymerization; Arp2/3 complex-mediated actin nucleation
Cellular component (GO): Arp2/3 protein complex; actin cytoskeleton
Molecular function (GO): structural constituent of cytoskeleton; actin filament binding
Source: RefSeq, a predicted model, not a curated record